CAGAAAUCGGCCGUGUGGAAGCACAUUAACGAUUGUCUCUUUUCGCUCCGGUUUUCUUGCUUCUGGGGUUGAAUCUAUCGGUUUCCGUGCUACGUUCCGGCAGGAAAAUUCUGGGAGUCUGAGUCUUUGCGAUCAAAGUUUUGCAUCGAAGCCUAACCCGUACCGACGUCAUCCACACCAGGGACACACUCUCCAGACUCUUUUUCUCGCUCCUCUCCCCAUCGCAUUCAUCUUCAGCCAUAAUGUCUUCCUCUCCCACUCCGAGUGCCUCUGACAAGGCGUCGAAAGGCAUCGAGCGACUUCGAUCGGCCCUCUAUGGCCGAAUUUCUCAAACGGACAACGCGAUAGCACAUCUCAAUCGAGUGCUUGCGACAAGCAACGGCACCGACGCCUUUUUAUCCACAGUCACUUACACUCUCCGACUCCUGCACCUCUACUUACGGUCAUUAUCAACACUGCAGCUUCAUGCCUACGCUCGGCAAGUGUUGACCAAAGCGCUUACUUUACCCCCGGAUACUUCCAUUGCCAUCCCCGCUGCACAGCUGCGAUCGGCCCAACUUGCGACCUCUGUUCGUAAGCUUUCUAGCAUUAUCAGCGAAGCACGCACAUUCUUGCGUCUCUGGGGAUUAUUGGGAAUCUGGGAAUGGGCAGCAGAUGUCAAGCGAUCGCCACCCAAAGAUCAUAUUAUCCGAUUCAUCGUGCGCACUCAAGUAUUGGUAAACAUAUUCUACCAGAUUUUUGAAAAUGGCGCAUACCUAGCCGGAAAGGGUGUGCUUACGGGCUGGGACUCUCGACGUAUCAAUAAAUGGGAUCUAUGGAGUACUCGCUGCUGGGCUGCCCAUGUUUUCUUGGACUUGGCCAAGCUGUGGCGAGAGCGUGUCCUUGAGAAGCAGGCUGGUGGCGAUGAGAAAGACAAUGUAGCAAAGGCUACGAAAGAGAGGAAUGCCACGGCCCUUUUGAACAAUACAUGGAGCAGGAAGCUCAUCCUCAAUUCGGCAUAUGCGCCGCUUACCAUCCAUUGGAGUUUGGAGAAUGGGCUUGUGAGCGACUUCUGGAUUGGUUUACUGGGCUCGGUCACCGGUAUCAUUCGUCUUCGACAGGCAUGGAAGACCACAGCUUAAGAUCAACGUGGUUUGAAAGAUUCAGUCAAAAGGUUGCGACAUGGGGCUGGUUCCCAUUGUAUUAUAGAGAACGUAAUACCAUUGUAAUGUACAUACGGCAGUAGAUUUCGGGCUCAUGUUUGGAAAUUGAAUAUGAUACACAAUAUUUCUUUCAUUUGGCCAUUAUUUCAUUACACAUUUCGCAAACUUUGGUAACACAGCUUGCAGGAGCGUCGAAUGAUUGGAGUACGGAUGCCGCAGAACUCCGUAAAUCCGCCGUUGUAGCGAUGAGAUAAGGUUAAAUUGGGGCCAGGGGCACACCUGACGUAACAACAGCC
Messenger RNA from Xylona heveae TC161, 1438 nucleotides. RefSeq lists its product as hypothetical. The record is from RefSeq and is a predicted model, not a curated record. The transcript has a single exon. NCBI's taxonomy places the organism in Eukaryota, Fungi, Ascomycota, Xylonomycetes, Xylonales, Xylonaceae. Gene Ontology annotation, biological process: peroxisome fission. Gene Ontology annotation, cellular component: peroxisomal membrane. The coding region runs from base 243 to 1121 and encodes 292 amino acids.